This is a messenger RNA of Oncorhynchus nerka (sockeye salmon), 2126 nucleotides long. RefSeq names its product tubulin epsilon and delta complex protein 2. The record is from RefSeq and is a predicted model, not a curated record. Bases 229 to 1746 code for a protein of 505 amino acids. The transcript is spliced from 10 exons. NCBI's taxonomy places the organism in Eukaryota, Metazoa, Chordata, Actinopteri, Salmoniformes, Salmonidae.
AAUAUGUAUGUUGUCCAGUAUUUAAAGGACUACAUAGUAUACGUUGUGUAUGAACGACAUACAAUGUUGAAUGGGUUUUGUCACAGUCGGUUGGACUUUGCAAAUCUACUCUGUUUUGCCAGUUAGCUAACGUUAGCUAGCGUAACUUCCGAUUUUUGCUUUCGCGGGUCAGUACAACAACAGCUUGCUAAAGUUGCAUGCAGAUGUUUGUGCCAGGCUGCCUGCAUUAUGUCACUGCUUAGCCUUGUGGAUGAAGCCAUCAAGUUGUGUAAAGUAGAGGAGACCAAGAUAAACGAGAACAUCCUUCAAUACAGGGAGAUACUGCGCUCUUUGAGACCACAGCAAGAAGACGGCAAGGAAAUAGAACUGACAGAUGAUGUUGAAAAGGACCCAGAUGUCCAACUGGAGGAGAGACGGGAGAUGGAACUGCUGAAUCGAUUGCUGGAGAAGGCCCUCAGAGUUCGCGCUGGCACAGCACCCCAAAAAGACCCUCAGAACUGUCCAGGACCAAAGAAAGAACCAGUGGACACUACACAGGGCAAGGGAAGGGCUCUGACCCCAGGUGGCACCAAAGGGGAUAAAAAUGGCAUUAAAACUACCUCCAAAAAGUAUUCUGCCUCCCAUCUCUCCUGGGGUGGAAGGGGGAGGAUGGGUCACCCUGUAGGUCAUUCAGGACAAGGCAGGGCAAGCAUGAUCAGAAGCUCUGUCCAGAUGCAGAAACGAUCUGUCGUGUCAUCAAAGGGGUUUCCUCCCCAGUCCUCUGGGAAGGAAGUGAAGCAGGCUGGUCCUCCAGGUCCUGUGUCACAUGAUCAGGGUCAAUCCCCACAGGCCUCAUCAGCACAUCAUCAGGUUGAGGUGUCCCACAGGUCAGCUGCAGCCACUUCCUUCCAGCCCCCUAACUGGGACACGGUGUCUGUUUCACACAUGGAGGGGAUGCCAAAAACACAUGUAAUUUCACCUCCACAGAAUGGGGCUCCCACACAGUUAACUAAAUGGAUCAGUCUAAGGACCAAACAAAGCAGGUUAUGGGACAAAGUCCUGGCUCUACAAUCCAAACCUGUGGCGGAGAGGAGUCACUUCACAGAGAGAGUGAAAGCCAAUUUCUCCAGAGAGUGGCCAACCAGUGGCAGCCCGGCCGACACCGGGGCUCAGGUGGACAAACUGACACAGCUCUGCACGGAUCUGAGUCAUUGCUACCAGAGUGAGCGGCUGCUGACUGGCCAGACCUUCAGAACCUCUGGCACUGAGCCAGGUACCAGCCCAACCAGAGGAGAUGCAGAAGGGGGGAUGGAAGGAGGGAUAUCAACAUGCCAGAAGAGGGAAUAUGAGUCCUUGCUGAUGCUGGAAGGACUGGAGAAGAUGGUGGCAGACCUCUGGAAACAUGUUGGACAGCUGAGAAAAGAGCGGGAGGCAUGGGAUCGAUGGAGGAGGCUGAAGGGGGAAGGAGAGGGCGCGUUCUGCCCCGUCAGGAGUAAGGGUGAGUGGGGUGACCUGAGUGGGGUGACCCCCUUGCCCCCCACCCUGACCUACACCAGCCAGGCAGAGCUCCAGGAGGUGGAGAGGCUGAGGUUGCGAGUGGAGCUGCUACAGCAGGAGGUGCACCUGCAUCAGGCUCUCUCUGACACCAUGGUCAUGCCCUCCGCUCCUGGACUUCCUAACCCCGCCGCGCUCCGUGACAUUUACUCCCUGCUUGGAGAGGGAGGGGUGAUGUUUCCUACUCUGGUUCUGGACACAGAACCUGACUAAAGGAACAGGUCAAAUGAACUGAACAGGCCAAAUCACCUGGGUCAUGUUUAUUAGGGCACACAAUGCAGCAGAAAACAAAUGAAAGUUUCUAAUUGAACAAGUCCAGGUAGCCUCUCCCUGUUUCAUUCGGUGUUCUUCCAUUUGGUGCCUAAUGAACACGACCAAGAAAGACUAUUGAAGAAUAGACCAAUGAAUGGUAUGUCUUAGGAGGGGACACAGAACAGAGGAAGAAUGGAGAAUCUUCUGAAAAGAGGCAUUUUUGUGUGUUGGGAAUGUCAAUCUGUGUAUUUAUUUGGAGAGAUUGAGCAUUUUGGUUUUACAUUGUUCCUUUUGAAAAAUCUUGUAAGACUCCUAUAAUUAGAUUAAAUUAUUCAAAUUGA